AUGUUUGAGUGUCUUGUGGCUGAAACAAAUCAAUAUGCAAAACAAAAAAUAGAUUCUCAACAACUCAGUCAAUUCCAGGCUAAUGAAAAGGAAAGAAACACAUAUAGCAGAGAUGAAAUGUUUCUCUGGCAUUAUAAUGUGGAUGGCUUUGUAAAAAUGCCAAAUUUAGCUCGCUACUGGAGCAAGUCGAUGGUUUACUCUAACAAAGUUAGCUCCAUUAUGUCACAUAAUCAGUUUGAAAUACUCCUCAGAUUAUUUCAUCCUUCUAAUAAUGAUACUAGGCUUGAAGGGGGUAGACUCCACAAAGUCCAACAUCUCUUAGACCUGAUAGUACCAAAAUUCAAGGACACAAUUUGUCCUCAAGAGGAAAUUUGCAUUAAUGAGACUAUUAUCCCAUUUAGAAGACAUCUGUCACUUCGUCAAUAUGUACCUGACAAAAGGCAUAGGCAUGGGGUGAAAGUCUUCUGGCUAUACACAGAACCUCAAAGUCUGUGCUGGUAA
This is a messenger RNA of Schistocerca americana (American grasshopper), 501 nucleotides long. RefSeq lists its product as uncharacterized. The record is from RefSeq and is a predicted model, not a curated record. Lineage: Eukaryota; Metazoa; Arthropoda; Insecta; Orthoptera; Acrididae. Bases 1 to 501 code for a protein of 166 amino acids. The transcript has a single exon.